This is a messenger RNA of Prunus armeniaca (apricot), 3813 nucleotides long. The record is from the annotation of a GenBank genome assembly. NCBI's taxonomy places the organism in Eukaryota, Viridiplantae, Streptophyta, Magnoliopsida, Rosales, Rosaceae.
AUGGCGGAGCAGAGGAACAACAAUAGGUGGAACUGGGAGGUCAGUGGCUUUGAACCGAGGAAGUUGUCUUCUUCGUCGUCGACGGCUUCGAGCUUCGACCAUGACGAUUACAAGCCUGGUGCGCCUUUAGUUCGGAGGUACUCGAUCUCUGCUGCCUCGGCUUUGGCUCAGUCUGAGCUCUCCAAUCACUCUGUGACUUCUAAGCUCCAGAAACUCAAGGACCAAGUUAAGGAGGUCUGCUCAACAUUUCUUUUUGGACAGCUUGCUAGAGAAGAUUACUUGGAGUUGAGACAAGAAGCAAGUGAGUUGCACGAGUACUCUAAUGCCAAACUUGAAAGAGUUACACGUUAUCUUGGUGUUCUUGCCAAUAAAACCCGAAAGCUAGAUCAAUUUGCCCUUGAAACCGAGGCUAGAAUUUCUCCGUUGAUCAAUGAGAAGAGAAGGUUGUUCAAUGACUUAUUGACAGCCAAAGGAAACAUAAAGAUAUAUUGUCGUGCAAGACCAUUAUUUGAGGAUGAAGGUUCCUCAAUUGUUGAAUAUCCUGAUGACUACAACAUCCGUGUAAAUACUGGUGAUGAUGCCUUGUCCAACCCCAAGAAGGAUUUCGAACUUGACAGAGUUUAUGGACCUCAUGUUGGACAAGCUGAACUUUUCCGUGAUGUUCAACCUUUGGUGCAAUCAGCAUUGGAUGGAUAUAAUGUUUCUAUAUUUGCAUACGGACAAACCAACUCAGGAAAGACACACACAAUGGAAGGAUCUAGCCAUGAUCGUGGUUUAUAUGCUCGUUCUUUCGAGGAACUAUUCGAUUUGGCCAACUCUGAUUCAACUUCUACGUCGAGAUUUAAGUUCUCCGUUACAGUUUUUGAGCUCUACAAUGAACAGAUAAGGGAUUUACUCCCAGAAUCAGGAGAUGCUCUACCAAAGAUUCGCAUGGGAUCACCGGAGUCCUUUGUAGAACUUGUGCAGGAAAAAGUUGAUAAUCCACUGGACUUCUCUAAAGUAUUAAAAGAUGCAUUUCAGAGCCGAGGAAAUGAUCCAUCGAAGUUCAACGUUUCUCAUUUGAUCAUCACGAUACAUAUAUAUUAUAACAAUUUGAUCACUGGAGAAAACACAUACAGCAAGCUUUCUCUAGUUGACUUGGCUGGAAGUGAAGGUUUAAUUGCUGAAGAUGACAGCAGUGAGCGUGUGACAGACUUGCUGCAUGUGAUGAAAUCACUUUCAGCGUUGGGAGAUGUUUUGUCUUCCUUGACUUCCAAAAAGGAUGCUAUUCCUUAUGAAAAUUCAAUGCUUACAAAAGUACUCGCAGACUCGCUAGGUGGAAGCUCAAAAACUCUGAUGAUUGUUAAUGUAGUUCCAAAUUCUGCGAAUUUGUCGGAGACACUAUCAUCUCUCAACUUCUCUUCUAGAGCUCGAAAUGCUGUUCUAGGCCUUGGGAAUCGAGAUACCAUAAAGAAAUGGAGAGAUAUUGCAAAUGAUGCACGUAAGGAGUUGUAUGAAAAGGAAAAAGAAAGUCAGGAUUUGAAACAAGAGGUUUUGGGACUUAAACAUUCACUCAAGGAUGCAAAUGAUCAAUGUGUCCUACUCUUCAAUGAAGUCCAGAAAGCGUGGAAAGUUUCUUAUACAUUACAGUCAGAUUUAAAGUCAGAGAAUAUUAUGCUUGCAGAUAAGCAAAAGAUAGAAAGGGAACAAAAUGCGCAGCUCAGAAAUCAAGUAGCUCAACUGUUACAGUUGGAGCAAGAUCAAAAAGUGCAGAUAGAACAACGAGAUUCUACGAUUCAGGCCUUGCAGGCCAAAAUGAAAAGCAUUGAAUCCAGACUCAGUGAAGCCCUCCAUUCCAGUGAAGAUCGGUCAGCAUUAGGCUCAGAUCUAUCAAUGCCAAGGCAAUUGGGGAUGGCAUGGAUUCUCCACCAAUUGACAGAGAAAGCAUCUUUGGCUGGAUCACCAAAGCUGUCAAGUCCAUUAUCCAAGGGGCCACUAAAUGUGCAGUCUCGGGACCUUGUGAGGAAUGAUAGUAGGGGGCAUUUGAUGGAUGUUGUUCCUUCAUCACCGGCACUUGCUGCAGACAAGACUGAGGGUACAGUUGCUUUAGUGAAAUCAGGUUCGGAUAAAGUCAAAACAACCCCUGCAGGAGAAUAUCUUACGUCUGCCUUGAAUGACUUUGAUCCUGAACAACAUGACAGCCUUGCUGCCAUUUCAGAUGGAGCAAAUAAGCUUUUGAUGCUGGUUCUGGCGGCAGUAAUCAAAGCAGGGGCUUCUAGGGAGCAUGAAAUACUUGCUGAAAUAAGAGAUGCUGUUUUCUCUUUUGUUCGUAAAAUGGAACCACAGAGGGUAAUGGACACCAUGCUUGUAUCCCGUGUUAGAAUUUUGUACAUUAGAUCUUUGCUUGCUAGAUCACCGGAGCUGCAGUCCAUCAAGGUUUCUCCCGUUGAGAAUUUUCUGGAGAAGGCUAAUACUGGACGUAGUAGAAGUUCCAGCCGAGGUAGCAGCCCUGGAAGAUCUCCCGUGCGCUAUGUUGAUGAGCAUAUCCAAGGCUUCAGAGUGAAUCUAAAGCCAGAAAAGAAGUCCAAGUUUUCAUCAGUUGUAUCAAAGAUACGGGGCCUUGAUCAGGAUACUCCACGGCAGCAGGUAACUGCUGGAAAGCUUAGAGAAAUAAAUGAGGAGGCUAAAAGUUUUGCAAUUGGAAACAAAGCUCUUGCUGCUCUCUUUGUUCAUACACCAGCUGGUGAGCUGCAGCGCCAACUUAGAUCCUGGCUUGCAGAAAAUUUUGACUUCCUCUCUGUUCUUGGAGAUGAUGCAUCAGGAGGGACAACUGGUCAGUUGGAGCUUCUUUCAACUGCAAUCAUGGAUGGUUGGAUGGCUGGACUUGGUGCUGCAGUGCCUCCUAAUACAGAUGCUCUUGGUCAACUUCUAUCUGAGUAUUCGAAGCGGGUCUAUGGAUCUCAAUUGCAGCACCUGAAGGAUAUUGCUGGUACGUUGGCAUCAGAAGGGGCGGAAGAUGCAGCACAGGUUGCAAAAUUGCGAUCCGCUCUUGAGUCUGUUGAUCACAAAAGGAGAAAGAUUUUGCAACAAAUAAGAAGUGACGUAGCCUUAUUGACAUUGCAAGAUGGUGGUCCACCUAUUCAAAAUCCUUCUACUGCAGCUGAAGAUGCACGAUUAGCAUCUCUCAUUUCCCUUGAUGGCAUAGUGAAACAAGUCAAGGAUAUUGUGAGACAAUCCUCUGUGAGCACCAUGAGCAAGAGUAAGAAGAAGCAAAUGCUUGCAUCUCUAGAUGAACUUGCUGAACGGAUGCCUUCCCUUCUUGACAUUGAUCAUCCAUGUGCGCAAAGGCAAAUUGCUGAUGCUCGUCAUGUGAUCCAGUCUAUUCCCGAAGAAGAUGAUCACCUUCAAGAGCAAUCUCAUGCUCUCAAACCAUCUACAGAUUUAGGGUUCGGUACUGAAACUGACGUGGCACAGUGGAAUGUCCUGCAGUUCAAUACAGGCGCUACGACGCCAUUUAUCAUCAAGUGCGGAGCAAACUCUAAUUCAGAACUAGUCAUUAAAGCAGAUGCCAAGAUUCAAGAACCUAAAGGGGGUGAGGUUGUGAGGGUUGUCCCAAGGCCAUCUGUUCUGGAAAGCAUGAGCUUGGAGGAGAUGAAACAUGUAUUCUCCCAACUCCCUGAAGCUCUAAGCUUGCUUGCCUUGGCAAGGACUGCAGAUGGAACGCGAGCUCGUUAUUCUAGGUUGUACAGGACUUUAGCCAUGAAAGUGCCGUCGUUGAGGGAUUUAGUCGGUGAACUUGAAAAGGGGGGUGUCCUAAAAGAUGUGAGGUCAUAA